CGGGAGGAGCUUCUCCGGGGCGCCAUUGUAGAGUGUAGGAACACGAACACGAACACGAACACGAACUCUACUGCCGGAGUGUUCGUGAGUGUUGGGGCUGCCGAGAAUAAAAUUUAGGUCUGGCAUCGCAGGUUGGGGUCUUGUCGCGCGACCGGGAGAAGGAGACGCUCUGGACGAAGUAUCGGGGGAGCAUAGUCGUGGCUGGAGUCCACCUUUUUCGUCGAGGUCGGGUACUUGGGCCUAUAACCUAACGAUUACUGCCUGUUAGGUUGGCGCGGGGCUCCUCGCUCGGGAGCAGACGAGGACGGGGUUUGGCAGUACACACUACGUCUGGAUUAGACGUUCGGGGGACAAGGGGAGUUCUGUCGCUCCGGAGAGUUUUCGAGCAUGCAGCACUGUUGGAGCUUGUGACGUUCUGGGGGGAAGGUGCCUGUGCUGCAAAGCUGAGGAAGUCUGUGUUGCACUAUUUCUCGACUUAUUUGGAGUAGCGAUCAUCGAAGGCAAGCAUGGGGUCGGAGAGGAAGAGGAAACUGAGUUUGUUCGAUGUGGUGGAGGACACCUCGAGUUUAGCGGGCAAGACCAAGGCGAAUGGCGUGCCUCUUCUGAAUCCGUAUACGAAUCGGCCAUACUCACAACGCUACUAUGAGAUUUUGGAGAAGCGCAGAACACUGCCUGUGUGGCAGCAAAAGCAAGAAUUUCUCGACAUUUUGGCAAAACACCAAACGAUGAUAUUGGUUGGAGAGACUGGGAGUGGGAAGACCACUCAGAUCCCCCAGUUUGUGGUGGAAGCUGGAUACACUGCCAACAGGAAACAGAUUGCUUGCACUCAACCCCGGAGAGUGGCAGCUAUGUCUGUAUCUAGACGCGUUGCAGACGAAAUGGAUGUAACCAUUGGAGAGGAAGUUGGAUACAGUAUUCGAUUCGAGGAUUGCAGCGGUGCCAAGACGUGUCUGAAAUACUUGACAGAUGGUAUGCUUCAAAGAGAAGCUAUGACUGAUCCACUUUUGGAGCGGUACAAAGUUAUUAUUCUUGAUGAAGCUCACGAGAGGACGUUGGCAACUGAUGUGCUCUUUGGGUUGCUUAAAGAGGUCUUGAAGAACCGGCCAGACUUAAAGCUUGUCGUCAUGAGUGCUACUUUAGAAGCGGAGAAAUUUCAAGCGUAUUUCAAUGGGGCUCCUCUCAUGAAGGUGCCAGGAAGACUACACCCUGUGGAAAUUUUCUAUACUCAGGAUCCCGAGAGAGACUAUUUGGAGGCGGCAAUCCGGACGGUCGUUCAAAUUCACAUAUGCGAAAACCCUGGAGAUAUUCUGGUGUUUCUUACUGGUGAAGAGGAGAUAGAGGAUGCUUGUAGAAAAAUUACUAGAGAGGUACAAAAUUUGGGCGACCAAGUAGGACCGGUGAAAGUUGUGCCUCUUUAUUCGACGCUUCCUCCUUCAAUGCAGCAGAAGAUUUUUGAGGCCGCCCCUGCACCAGCUAAGGAAGGGGGUCCACCCGGGAGGAAAAUUGUGGUGUCUACGAACAUUGCUGAGACGUCUCUUACUAUCGAUGGAAUCGUGUACGUUAUAGAUCCUGGAUUUGCCAAGCAGAAAGUGUACAAUCCGAGAAUCAGAGUCGAGUCAUUACUAGUUUCCCCCAUAUCGAAGGCCAGUGCCCAUCAAAGGGCCGGACGUGCUGGUCGUACACAGCCUGGAAAGUGCUUUAGGCUGUACACCGAGAAGAGUUUUCAAAACGAUCUCCACCCACAAACCUAUCCAGAAAUAUUGCGAUCGAACCUGGCCAACGUUGUUCUGACCUUGAAAAAGUUAGGGAUAGAUGAUCUUGUGCACUUUGAUUUCAUGGAUCCUCCUGCACCAGAGACUUUAAUGCGUGCUCUGGAGCUUUUGAAUUAUUUGGGAGCUUUGGAUGAUGAUGGUAACCUAACGUCAAUGGGAGAGCUGAUGAGUGAAUUCCCUUUGGAUCCUCAAAUGUCGAAGAUGCUCGUGAUAAGUCCCAAAUUCAACUGCUCGAACGAAAUCUUAUCCAUCACUGCGAUGCUCUCAGUCCCCAAUUGCUUUCUACGCCCAAGGGAGGCCCAGAAAGCUGCUGAUGAAGCUAAGGCUCGAUUCGCACACGUGGAUGGCGAUCACCUCACGUUGCUCAACGUUUACCACGCCUAUAAGCAAAAUAGUGAGGACCCUACAUGGUGUUAUGACAACUUCGUCAACAUCCGUGCGUUGAAGUCAGCCGAUAAUGUACGAGGGCAACUUGUCCGAAUCAUGAACCGACAUAACCUGAAAAUGUGCAGCACUGAGUUUACAAGCCCUGCUUACUACCCGAACAUACGGAAGGCAAUGCUCGCAGGUUAUUUUAUGCAGGUUGCUCACUUAGAACGUACUGGACACUACUUGACGGUGAAAGAUAAUCAGAUGGUACAUCUUCAUCCCUCCACGUGUUUGGAUCAUAAGCCGGAGUGGGUUAUCUACAACGAAUUUGUGUUAACCAGUCGGAAUUUCAUAAGAAUCGUGACCGAUGUGAAAGGAGAAUGGCUCAUUGACAUUGCUCCUCAUUACUACGAUCUGACUAACUUCCCUCAAUGUGAGGCAAGGCGAGUGCUAGAGCGGCUUUACCAAAAGCGAGACAGGGAGAAAGCCGACUGUAAGAGGAAAAAUUAGAUCACUCAAGAUCCAGUCUAUGGGCUUCUUGAGAAUAAGGUAGAAUCACAAUGUAGAGAAAGUUGCAGGCUUCUAUGUAUCAUGUAACGAAAUCUUGAGAGCCAACCACUAUUUUUGAGAGAGGUGCUUUCGUAAUAUGAAACAUUUUUGAUAGCAGAUUCGCAGGAAACAAAUGCAUUCUGAUGGAUUUUAGCGCGCUGCACAUUCGGUAGAAGCACGUAGGAAAGCCAUUGCCAUUUAAAACGUUCCUAUGCGCCUGUGAGUGUUAUUCGUUCAUCUCUCUUCUGUUUGCCACAC
Molecule: messenger RNA, 2948 nt
Organism: Marchantia polymorpha subsp. ruderalis
Lineage: Eukaryota; Viridiplantae; Streptophyta; Marchantiopsida; Marchantiales; Marchantiaceae
Source: the annotation of a GenBank genome assembly